AGCAGGCGCCGCCGCCUUCCCCUCGGUGGCCGACGCCAUGGCCCUGCUGCUGGAGUCCGAGUUCAAGGUGCUGCCGGCCGACAAGCAGAUCGAGACGGAGCCCUUCCUCGAGGCCGUCUCCCACCUGCCGCCCUUCUUCGAUUGCUUGGGGACCCCAAUCGUGUAUGCGCCUGUCAAAGCUGAUCUAACUGGUAACAUUAAGAAAAUCCGAGCGGUUUAUGAGUCCAAUCCCACCAAGUUCAAAACCCUGCAGAACAUCCUGGAGGCCGAAAAGGAGAUGCACGGCUCUGCUUGGCCCAAGGUUGGGGCCACGCUGGCCCUCAUGUGGAGGGAGAGGGGCCUGAAGUUCAUCCAAGUGCUGCUGCAAAGCCUGUGUGACGGCGAGAGGGACGAAGACAACCCCAACCUCAUCCGGGUGAAUGCCACCAAAGCCUACGAAAUGGCCCUGCGGAAGUACCACGGCUGGAUCUUGCAGAAGCUCUUCUUGGGCUCGGUGUACGCUCUCCCCUACAAAUCGGAUCUGCUGAAGGCCUUGGAGCAGGGCAAAGAAGUGAAGGAGGAGGAGACCUUGGAGAAAAUCCACCAGUUCCUAACCAAAGUGACGCCCAUCCUGGACGCGAUUUAUGAGAUGUACACAAAGAUGAACGCUGAGCUGAACUAUAAGGCCUGAGGGAGUCUUCCCCGUCUCAGCCAGGCCUGGAGGAGGCCUUCCGCUUCCCUUGGGCGAGGUCAC
Molecule: messenger RNA, 733 nt
Organism: Heteronotia binoei (common prickly gecko)
Lineage: Eukaryota; Metazoa; Chordata; Lepidosauria; Squamata; Gekkonidae
Product: glycolipid transfer protein-like
Biological process (GO): ceramide transport; intermembrane lipid transfer
Cellular component (GO): membrane; cytosol; cytoplasm
Molecular function (GO): ceramide 1-phosphate transfer activity; ceramide 1-phosphate binding
Source: RefSeq, a predicted model, not a curated record